CGGAGGGGUACUCGGGAUCCGACAGCCGGUGGGUCCAGGCCAUGGGGCAGCCCUGGGCGGUGGGGAGCGCGGAGGGGGCGCCCGCGCGGCUGCCUCUCGUGCUCACUGCGCUGUGGGCCGCGGCUGUGGGCCUGGAGCUGGCCUAUGUGCUGGUUCUAGGUCCCGGGCCGCCCCCGCUAGGACCUCUGGCUCGGGCCUUGCACCUAGUGCUGGCCGCCUUCCAGCUGCUCAACCUGCUGGGCAACGUGGGGCUCUUCCUGCGCUCGGACCCCAGCAUCCGGGGCGUGAUGCUGGCCGGCCGCGGUCUGGGCCAGGGCUGGGCUUACUGCUACCAAUGCCAAAGCCAGGUGCCACCCCGCAGUGGGCAUUGCUCCUCCUGCCGCGUCUGCAUCCUUCGCCGGGAUCACCACUGCCGCCUUCUGGGCCGCUGUGUGGGGUUCCGCAACUACCGGCCCUUCCUGUGCCUGCUGCUUCAUGCUGCAGGCGUCCUGCUGCAUGUCUCUGUGCUGCUGGGCCCUGCCCUGUCAGCCCUCCUGCGAGCCCACGCGCCCCUCCACACCGCCGCCCUCCUCCUGCUGCCCUGGCUCAUGCUGCUCACAGGCAGAGUGUCUCUGGCUCAGUUUGCCCUGGCCUUUGUGACCGACACGUGUGUGGCAGGUGCACUGUUGUGCGGGGCUGGGCUGCUCUUCCAUGGGAUGCUGCUGCUGAGGGGCCAGACCACAUGGGAGUGGGCUCGGGGCCAGCACUCUUACGACCUGGGCCCUUGCCACAACUUGCAGGCGGCCCUGGGGCCCCGCUGGGUCCUCAUCUGGCUCUGGCCCUUCCUGGCCUCCCCAUUGCCUGGGGAUGGGAUCACCUUCCAGACCACAGCUGAUGCGGGCCUCGUGGCUUCCUAACUUCAGGAGGAGCCGGAGCUGUUCAGGGAGAGGGUAGCAGGAAAGGGGGCUCCUAACUCCUUUUGGGCCCAUCCCCAGCCUCCCGUCCCAUCCUUGGCCUUGCCCCUGCCCAGCCUGGACUCCCAGUGUCCAGGGUUUGGGUCCUGCAGCUCUGCCUCUAUUGGCCCCCCGAGUAGAGUGGACAGUUGGUAAGGGGCUGCUUGGCCAGCCUAGUCACCCCUUUGCCGGGUUAAUAAAGUGCCCACUUGGUUCUUGGACUCUCUCCAUCUUUCUGGGUUUCUGGUCCCUCGCUGUUGCCCAGGCUGCUGUUUCUGGUUUCCUCUGAUUGUCACGCAUGGGAACCACAGAAUGCCUGAGGGCUUAAGGGGCCAGGGCUCUUCUGUGGCUUUGGUGUGGGGGUGCUGGGGCACCAGCAGACCAAGGUGGCGUGUGGUGAUCCAGGGAAUGAGAAUCCAACAUUCUUUCCCAGGUUCAGUGCUUUAUGGUUAGAAGCCUCUCCACAACACUCACUGUGUCUCCCUCUGGCUACUCUGGUACCAGGGGCAGCAGUUAUGAGGGUUGAUGUGAGAAGAUCAUGGGGCAGUGAAUGGAGGAGUCAGGAUUUGAACCCAGAUCUUUGUGCUUUCUCUUUCACCCUUGCACGGCUGAGGAAAGUGAGUAGCAAAAUCGAGGCAGAGAAAUCAGGUGGAUGUUCAAGCAUCUGCAGGAUGGUGCUCAGAAGGCUAAGCUCUUCCUCUCUCGACUCUUCAGGAGCUACCUGUUAAAUUUUUAUUUAAAUAUAGUAAAUAGACUUCCAGUUAAACUUAGCAGGUUUAAACACAUGGGUUUAUCUCUGUUUCCUUUUAAAAUCUGAUAGUAAAGACAUAAAACAUAUAAAUUUAUAAGGACAAAGAAAAUAGAAGGGAGACAGGAAUAGAUCAAAGAGCCUGAUGACAUUCUGAAAGAUGGGAAGUGGAUGGGGGCUCAUUUCCUCUCAGCAGAGAAUUAGAAGUUAAUUCCUAGAGGGAGGGGCCAAGAGGCAGCCAAACUGCCCCUCGCCCCCAGAGCCCUGGAGAGGCUCAGGAACUCUCCUGGCACCAUGGAAGGCAGGGUUUGGGACUGACAGACCCAAAGUCUGUAUGAGGAGCAGCUAGGUUGUCCCUUACCCCCCAGGGCAGGGUUUGGGACUGACAGCAGGGUUUGGGACUGACAGACCCAAAGUCUGUAUGAAGAGCAGCUAGGUUGCCCCUUCCCCCCCCCCCCCGCCAGGGCCCCCUUGCAGCCAAGCAGCUACCCCUCUGAGGUACAGAUGGGGGCUAUUCAAAGAAGCUUAGGGUCUCAGGGGAGGGCUGGGGGUGAGGGGCUGGACCAAAAAUGGGGUUAAGUGAAAAAGUCUACAGAUGCUGCCUUGGGUGGUAGAGAUGUCAUCCAGUGACAUGGCAGGCUUGUCACCCAGGAACCCUCAGAGAAGCCCAUCCUUCUGAGAGGCGCUGCCCCUACCUACAAACCUUUGAGCUGCUAGGACUUCUUUGUUUUCCCAAAUGGCACGUUCAACUGCUAGUUCUUAACAGUUAGGAAAGUGGUGUGCCUGGCGCUUUGUGCUGUACGGAAGCAUGGGCAGACUUCUUGUCUUCUCCUCCGCUUUCUGUUGUUUUUAUUAAAUAGUAAAGAGAUGCAAGAAAAUAUUUAUAAAACAAAUUCCCUCCUUCUCCCUAUUUAAGAAAUGGAUACCACUUCCUUUGAAGUCCCCACUGCCCCUCCCCGGUGGAGAAAACACUGUACUGUCUGAAUCAUUCCCUUGCUUUGCCUUGUAAUUGUAUUACCUAGGUUUGUAUUGGUUUUGCAUGUUUUUGAAUUUUAUAUAAAUGGAAUCAUACUGUUUAUUCUUCUGUGACUUGCCUUUUCACUCAAUACUAUGUUUCUGAGAUUUAUCCAGAUGAACGUGUAGAGCUGUAGGGCAUUCCUUCUCCUUGCUGUGUAGUGAGCCAUUGACUAUACCACAACGUAUUUUUCCACUGUCACCCCUAUUGUAGGACUCCCUACGAUCUAUUCUUGGUCCUUGCUCUUUCAUAUAGAUUUUAGGAUCCACUUGUCAAGUUCCACAAAAAAAAAAAAAAAAUCCCGUUGAGACUGUGAAUGAAACCCAACUGAAUCUAAAGAUCAACAUCCAUAUGAAAUUGAAAUUGCAUUUUUCAGUUCAUGAACAUGGUGUGUCCAUUAAAUGUUUUCAAUAAAGUUGUAUACUUUUCUUCAUAAAGA
This is a messenger RNA of Zalophus californianus (California sea lion), 3134 nucleotides long. RefSeq names its product zinc finger DHHC-type containing 24 (gene ZDHHC24). The record is from RefSeq and is a predicted model, not a curated record. The transcript has 3 exons. Bases 42 to 896 code for a protein of 284 amino acids. Gene Ontology annotation, molecular function: protein-cysteine S-palmitoyltransferase activity. Gene Ontology annotation, cellular component: endoplasmic reticulum; Golgi apparatus. Gene Ontology annotation, biological process: protein targeting to membrane; peptidyl-L-cysteine S-palmitoylation. NCBI's taxonomy places the organism in Eukaryota, Metazoa, Chordata, Mammalia, Carnivora, Otariidae.